This is a messenger RNA of Dendronephthya gigantea, 4216 nucleotides long. Its product is annotated as transcription factor Sp9-like. Gene Ontology annotation, molecular function: RNA polymerase II cis-regulatory region sequence-specific DNA binding; DNA-binding transcription factor activity, RNA polymerase II-specific. NCBI's taxonomy places the organism in Eukaryota, Metazoa, Cnidaria, Anthozoa, Malacalcyonacea, Nephtheidae. Gene Ontology annotation, biological process: regulation of transcription by RNA polymerase II. The record is from RefSeq and is a predicted model, not a curated record. The transcript is spliced from 2 exons. The coding region runs from base 2302 to 3591 and encodes 429 amino acids.
UAAGCCCACUAUAGGAGGAACCCUUUGUAAUAAGCGAUAAUGUCCUGUAUCUUAACAGAGUUAUAGCAAAAGAUUGCCUGCCUAAUCGUAAGCUGAAAAUCUUGCAAGAUUAUGUUUAGAGAAUAUACAUGAAAUUGCUCGCCCAAAUUUAAGGAAUUUCAAUAUUAACUGUUAGCGAACGCAUCAUACAGUAUACAUAUGAAUAAUCUUUAUCACAAAGGCACGCAGACACUACGUAGAUAUCACGGGCACUUUUUACUCCAAGCACGUUAAUUUGCGGUGUGAUACGAUUUGGAUACAGCUAAUGACUUCAGGUCGACAAUACAAACGAGGGCCCCCAAAGCGGUUGAAAUAAUCAAAUAUGGUCAGUGUCGGCGUAUUCUAGUGAUAUUGGAGCGAUAAGGUUGUCGAAUGUUGAAAAACGUGCGUGCUGACAAUUUGCGGAGAAAGAUCGGCCGGUUGGUCAACACGAAACUCUCGUAUGCGCUUAUUGCAAGAUCUGAUGCUUGUUUUGCUGCAAAUUAGAAAGGAGUGAUACUGCAUGUGUUCUUAAGCUAUACUCUCCGCCUUUCUUUUCGAAAGGCUGUUAUCACGUAAACUCACAAAAGAUGUUUGGUCGCAGAGAAUGAUUGAUGGGCGACAUAUCGAACCAUGAAUUGCGCGAGGUAUUUCAUCUAUCUGUGUCGGGUCGUAGGCAAUUAGGCCUGCGAUACGUAGUUCAACUGUCAGUCAGCUCAUCGAGUCAUGUGGCCAAACGCCGGCAGGUGAAUUACCCCACCAAUGCUAUAUAUACACACAUAUAAACACAAGUGCCUUUUAAUUUUAAACCACUGUAAGGUGUAAUGUACGGUUUCUGCUUGCAUAUAAAAAAACUUAAUGAAUAAUUAGGUUCCUUGAAUGUUAAACACUGAAACAUAAUUACACUUCGGGCCUCGCUAAGGGCUUGGAAAAAACAGUGUCGCGGUGACAUUAUAUCGUGAUAACCUUAGUUUCCUUUCGGCAUUCAGAAGUGGGCUUGUUUUUUAAAUCGUAUUCAGCCGGCUGCGCUUCCAAGUGUUUACGGGACGUUUUGUUUUUAGUACGCUGAUACGCUCGUAUCCGUUUUAAGCGAAAGUUGCCGAACCGUAACGUGAAACGGGCUUGAAAGUCGGUGAAAAGAACGACUGUAAUGGGACAUGUUUGAAAAAUCGUAAUCAAUUUCGCAAGGGAAAUGUUCCCAGAACGCGGUGCGCGCGCGCUAGCUCGUAAGAAGCCACUGGUUCCAACCUGUGCGAAUUUCCAACACCGUUAAACCAAUAUUAGCCACACGCUCUACACAAGUAUUGUGUUUUUAAAAUCACGGCUAGUCACACCGCCCAGCGAUUCAAAUAAUUAAGCGAGUGGUGUAAGGCGCCAUAAUUCUGCCACGGCCGGGCCAGCACAAACAGAAAAGAUCGCGCCAGGCGUACGAGCUUUGAAACCAUAAGAUGAGUUGAAACAAGGCGAGCAUUUGUAAAGCUUGAUUAAUAGAUGCUUAUCAUUACUAAUCUGUUUGGGAAGGCAAACAAUCAUCCCUUAGAAGUUGCCGACCCGCAUACAAUAUGCAAACAAUUUGAAGUAAUAGAUAUCGUUUAAUGCCUGUCGUGCAAGCACAGUAUGUUCAGAUAUAUGUCUGCAGUAGGGUCCAGAAGCGAAUCAACACAAUCCGCUGUGCGUGGCCCUGUGGAAACCCGCUUAGGACCGGCUCUGAGGGCGAACGGUUGUGGCAAUUUUCCCCUUGAGAUGUAAAGUAAACGCUCUAAUCAUGAUAUUUGUAAUAGAAAUUAAGAAAGCGGUGUGAAUAGCCAAAUAUGUGUGCAGCGCGUCUGCGCAAUGGCCGGGUGUGUGGCGAGUGUACCAAGCUAUGAUCGCACACACUUUGCACUUAAUUCGCAGUGGGAAGAAUUAUAAACUCAUGCUGAUGUCCUUUAAACACGCGCUAAAUUUCGUUAGACGGUUCACCUGCAGGUAUUUCGACUGUGUUUUUAUAAACAUUAUGCCUUUAACAAUUCAAUCAAGUGCACGCGGCGACAUCAAAGCCACUCUUAUUAAAUCUAUCAAUUUAAGAGGGACGUGGUAAUUUUCGCGGAGCCCGCCUCACUAUUGCCUUUGACUGUUGGCUCGUCGGCGUGCUUCUCAAGGCCAUACGCACUUGACGUUUACACCGACACGACAAGCGACACAACAGCCGGUAAAACUGGUCGAUCUUCGAGAGAAAAUCCAGGCCUAAAUUCCAUACGCGACGAUGAUGCGUUCCGAUACGAAAUCGCUUCGACUCAUGAAAUGAUCUACUUCGUACAGGAUCGCGCUUUUGGUGAUACCGGUACUGCGAAUAUCACUACGCAUACGAGCACAACUAAAUCAACACCCCUUGCAAUGCUGGCUGCAACUUGUAGUAAGAUUGGUCAACAGAGUCCCCCUCCGUUAGCAGACAUCACGGUGGGUAAGCGAUAUCAUUCCUGGAAGGGAGAGAGCACCUCGCCAGCGACGAUGGUAUCCGUUAGUGGUCUUCCCAAGGAAUCUUCAAUGAUGUUUUCACCCAGUUCAUACGCACCUUGCCCAAGGACAUUGGAACAUAGACCAGAGCUAUGCCGCGCUGGUUAUAGUCUGAAUGGAAUCCGUUUGGGCCUAGCCGAGAACUACAACGCUUCGCCAUUGGCGAGGAUUCAUGCAUCGCCUGAUAUGUUAUGCAAUUUACGCUCGACUCACCAAUGCUCUCACGGAGAAGAGAGCUCUGCUCCCAAAACCCCGACACGUUUUGAAGUGCCUCAGUCUGGGGGUUCAUUCUGGGACGUUCAUACGGCAGCAUCGAACUGGUUCGAACCUCUAUCGCCGACCGGACCGCACCACAGGCUAACGCAGUUCCCUGGCUAUCCGACGGAGUACCAACCAUCACGUAACCUAAUAACCAGGAAUCCUAUACCAGGGCAGGCCAAUACAAUGUACCCCUCACCGAAUUUAACAACAACACCUUUCUCGAACGAUUCUCACAAGACUGGUCUGCCGACAUACAUUGACCCUCCGACGUACAUCACGACAAGUCCUGCGUACAUUCAGCCGGCGCAAAUGACAAACCAGAGAGCCACAAGACGAUAUACGGGUCGGGCUACUUGCGACUGCCCGAACUGUCAAGAGAACGAACGCCUAGGCGCGUUAGGCGCCCCGUUUAAGAAAAAAACGCAACAUAGCUGUCAUAUCCCUGGUUGCGGAAAAGUCUACGGUAAAACCUCGCACCUGAAGGCACAUUUACGCUGGCAUACGGGAGAAAGACCCUUCGUAUGCAACUGGCUGUUUUGCGGAAAGAGAUUCACAAGGUCUGACGAGUUACAACGACAUUUAAGGACUCACACGGGCGAGAAAAGAUUCGCCUGUCCUGUCUGUUCGAAGCGCUUCAUGCGAAGCGACCACUUGUCGAAACACGUCAAGACUCAUAGUGGAAGCAAAAAAAAUACGAGCGAAAAAAGUCGCGAGGAUGCUGACGAUUUGAACAGCAAUGGCGAACACAACGCUGAGAACAGCACACAAGAAAACGACGAACCGAAAUACGACGGUACUGGGAAUACGAAUGUGUGAGGGUCAAAACAAGUACUCGUCUUAAGAUUUUGUCUUUCUAGCGUAUGUUAUUGUGUGAAUAAUAUACGCAGUUGUAUAAGCUGGGCGAAGUAAAGUAACCUGCUCUGUUAAAUUUACACAAUAGCAUACACCAAGAGAAGAAAACCGACGUCAAAAUCCGCCCGUGUAGCCGUGGCUUUAGUGCUAUACGUGUUCUGGUCGAUAUCAGAUCUAUUUACAUGCACUUAUAUGACUAGGAAUACAUUUAGAGUCAGCUUUUGUUAACGGAAUCCACUUUGUGAACAUCAUGAUGAACGACGAUGCGAAUAUCCGGCAGAAAUAGCAGGGAUGACAACGAGUUAUGGAAGAUAGAAAAUACAAUUGCUUCAGGAAUUCAGAUGGACUUUUUCGAUGGGCCUUUUUAAAAAUCGCUCCCGGUGAGAGAGGUUCGUUCAAAUCAUAGUUUAUAUUGCUUAAAGAUACGUGGGAAGUACUACCGGCCUGGAUUCCAUUACCACGAUGGGUUUCACUUUACAGAACCCUUUAAUACAUUGCCUUAUUUCGAACUAUAGGAUGGUGGUAUAUAUACUACCUCAGGAAAAUCAAAUUUAUGUAUUUAUUUGUAAAUUGUUGUAAAUGAAAUUUU